GGGGCUGGUGAUGUAGGUGUGUAAAAGCCAUAUAAAUCCGCACUGAGAGAGCAGUUCAGUAUUGCUCUCAGCCUACUGGGGAUCCACAAGAUUCUGAUUGCUUGGGGGAAACAACAAUGUCCUCUAUGUUGGAUAUACAGACACUUUAUCAGAACCUGCGAAACUUGAGCCUUUCAGAAGACUGUGAUUCUUCAAUAGACAGAAACUUUCUUAACACUCAGCGGCGACAUUCCUGUGUUGCUGACCUUCAAGAUGAACUUCGCGGUGGAACUCAGAACACAUGGGCUCCAGAUCUUCCUCGAGCCCCCUUCAGAGCCGAUCGUUCCAUUAGUCUGACUGAGGGUUCCCGCACUUCAUAUCCCCCUCCUCCACCUGGCUUCCCUCCAUUGAAGAACGCCUUACCUGCUUUACCCACCCUAUCCCCACGGUACAAGACAGAGCUCUGCCGCACUUUCUCUGAGACUGGGUCCUGCAAAUAUGGUGUAAAAUGCCAGUUUGCUCAUGGGAAAUCAGAACUAAGAGAACCAAAUCGUCAUCCCAAAUACAAGACGGAGCUUUGCCACAAAUACUACAUAUAUGGGGAAUGUCCAUAUGGGUCCCGUUGCAACUUCAUUCACCAUCCUGCCGAACAAGGAAUGACCCAACAACUCCUUCGUCAAAGCUUAAGCUAUAGUGGAGUGCCAACUAGGAGGGGGUCUCCUCCACCGUCAAGUUUUCCUGAUCCAAAUGCCUUUUCAAGAGCCCCCUCUGUUUCUCCACCUCCUUCAACUGAGCUUCUCUUUUGUCCAGCACCAUCUGAGCCCAGAAGCCAUGUCUCUUCCUUGAGAGCAUCAGAUUCUUGUUCACGGUGCUGCUCUUGCCGCUGCUCUCGGGCUGGGACACUUCCCCAUGACCCUUUUUCUAAUCAACUUAUUAUACGCUCUCCCUCCUCUAACUCACUACCUGAAGCUGAUUGCUAUAGCAGUGGAUCUGAGUCUCCUGUGUUUGAACUUUCCUGCUCAGUGGUUCCUACCUCCAACAAGAGGUUGCCCAUCUUCAACCGCCUCUCUGUGUCUGAUUGAGGUGUGGGUCUCCACCAUGUCAUCCAUAGCAGGACUUAUGGGAGGUACAUGGCCACAUCAUGCAUCUACCAAAGUGAGAAGUUGGCCAAACCUGUGAUCUAUACCAGCACUAUUAUAGUGUCCUUAACAAUCAUCAAGGCACCUGUGGAGAUUUUUCACCAGCAAAUGGCUUCAGGGAUUUACCCAGAGUGCCUUGUAUUGAACCUCAGGGUUUUUGUGGGGUGGGCUUAGGGGAGGUUGGGAGGGGUUGGGUAUUCUCAACUAGCAUUUUAUCUCCUGCUUUCCAUCAGAGGUUUAACCCUUCUAUCCCCCUUACACAGCUAUUGCUUUUUGCACAUUCAUAAUUACCCCUUAUUUUUAACCCAUUAAGGUUAAAUAAUUGGAGAGGGUUAUUGUGUGUAUCUUUUUUUUCUUUCUUUACUUGUAUAUGGGUCUCUCCUUCCCUGUCCUAUAAAGGAGGGGUCCUAACUUAUGUAGCAUUACAAGGUACCACAGGGUGCCGAGCGCUUAGUCUCAUAGUUCUGGCUGGCUCCAAAACUUUAUGGAUGGGACUAGUCGCAGGACCUGUGCGCUCCUUGGAUUCUGUUCAUACACUUGUAAACCCCAAAAUCUUUAUAUAUUCUGUAUUUGGAAGACAUCCUGCAAUGCAUUGACAUGGGACCAAUUCCCUGUGUUGUGUAUACAUAUCUUUUUUUAUAUUUACAAUAUAGGGUACACUUCUCUGUAUUACACAAAUACACCUCUGGCACCAAGUCCUAUUACAGAUUGGACUCCAGUAAUGCAUUGCAGGGUCACUACAAUAACAGAAGCUUAAUACCUCAGGGGAUACCUGUAACACUGCCCAGUCUGUGCUGGCAAACAAAGAGUUAAAUCCAGGGGGCCGGGCAAAGAAUCACAAAAUCUGAAACUAAUAAUUACCGUGAUUUCUGUAAUCCCAUAGAGUGCUUGUUUUAACAUGUAAUAAUAUAUUUAUGUUGCUGUAUUUAUUUAGUAUAAAUGAAUUUUAUAUAUAUAUAUAUAUAUUUAUCUUUUUGUAUUGCAAAUAAUAUAUAUUUGACAUUAUUUGAAUUAAGAUUGUAUUGAUUGGCCGGGGCCACUAAGCCUGUAAUAAAGAUAUUUACAUAAUA
Bombina bombina (fire-bellied toad) is the source of this 2188-nucleotide messenger RNA. RefSeq names its product ZFP36 ring finger protein (gene ZFP36). Bases 117 to 1061 code for a protein of 314 amino acids. Gene Ontology annotation, molecular function: metal ion binding; mRNA binding. The transcript is spliced from 2 exons. The record is from RefSeq and is a predicted model, not a curated record. Lineage: Eukaryota; Metazoa; Chordata; Amphibia; Anura; Bombinatoridae.